Messenger RNA from Spirodela intermedia, 18886 nucleotides. The record is from the annotation of a GenBank genome assembly. NCBI's taxonomy places the organism in Eukaryota, Viridiplantae, Streptophyta, Magnoliopsida, Alismatales, Araceae.
AUGUAUGCUGCAGUGUAUUUUCACAUUUCUCACUUUUAUUUCUAUAAAAAUGGAAAAUACUGCUGCCUCUGCCAGGUUUACUGCACCCAUACUUCACCAGACUACUCGCUCCCUUGGCAAAAGCAGAGGCAGUUCACUAGUACAGGAAGGCAUGCAACCAGUUCUAGUUUGCUUUCCAACUAUUACAUUUUUCCUGACUUUUUUUUUUCAUUAUUGAUGAGGUAUCGCCGCUGGUUACUUGUACGGUUAAUGCUUAUGGAUUGUACUAACAUCAAUGUAACUUGGCUAUCCAGUGCUUUCAUGAUAGGUGAUGGGAAGCUGUUAACAAAUGCACAUUGUGUUGAACACUAUACUCAGGUGAAUUUCCGUUUACUGUAAUAUACAAUGUUUAUAGUUAAGACUGCCUGUGACGUGAAUUUUUAGUGGUACAAUCAUUUCUGCAUCAGUCAAAGGGCCAUAAUUGAGUGGAAGAUUUCUAUAUCCCUGUAGCCAACUCUGUACAUUUUACAGUGAUAUAAUUUUUUCCUCUAUUCGUUUCAUUUAGAUUCUUGCUGUAAAAUUUUGGAGUUAGGAGAAGGGUGAAGGGGAUAAAUCUUUGUGCAAAUUGAUCCCUUGAACAAGGGUUGUGCGUAGACCAGUAAAAGAUCUCUUAGGCUGUAUACAACUUAUUGAUGAAACCCUUAUUAGGAAGAGUAUAUACAGCCUUAUUACAUGAAGUGAAGUCUAUUAGGGAGAUAAAGAACAUAAUGAGAACACCAAAUCCAAAUGAUAGUUAUCAGAUUUAGACAAACUUGGAUCCAAUGCCCAUUAGAACCUGGAUCUCUCAAGGAUUGCUUGUGCAUGAGAGAGUAGCUUGCAUAUUGCUAAAAAAAUGUGGAAGUUGAAAAUUCAUUCUUCAAUGAAAGUUUCAGUUCAGUACUUGAAGAUGACGCUGUUAGCAUCUAAGGAUUUUUCUAGUUCUGAGUGUCCUCUGAUGAAUGUGCUUAUUAUUAUCGUCCAAAAAUUUUCUGUCAUAAACCUGGUUUGUUUCCUUGGUGAUUUCUGAUAAAUAGUUUGAAACUCAGGCCUAAGUUUCUGCCCUAAUUGUCCAGUAUUUUUAUCCAGUGGGUGUCCCUUGGUAUUUUUAUGACUUAUCUAUGUUUUUGGACAUUUAUCUAAUUAGCCGUGGGUUAGUAUAAUGCUUGAUGACUUGUUUAUCAUCUAAGAACCAGAAAAUAAUGAAGUUUUCAAUUUCCAACAGCCAAUUCUUUCGAAGACAUGUUUGGGCACUUUUUUUUCCCAUUAAGCUGAUGUUUCGCAAAUGAGAUAUUCCUAUCUGGCAAUAUCAUCAUUAAAGGCUUUGUAAUUUCUACCCUUCGUAGUGCAUAAAGAGUGAUGGGUUCUUUUAGAAUGCGGAUAGUACUAUGUGAUCAUUGAAAUCAAAAGAUAUAAGUGUACAAGCGUUAGAAAUGUAAGCCCUCAAAAAGAAAAACCUUUUAUGUCAGUUUAGUCCUACAUUAGCUAGGUGUCGAAAAGAGAAGGAAAAAAAUGCGGACCCUAACGACCCAAAAAAUCAAGAGCCAUGCCCUUCCUCUUACAACAACUUUACCCACUCAUUCAGCGUGUCACAGGCCCGCACAAAGGUCUUGUUCACCCCCUAAUGAUGUAUUGAUGUCUCCAUGCCUUGUCCAAUGACACCAAAUCUUGGUAACUAGGUUCCUUGUCCAAUGACAGUUCGAACUCAGUCAAAACCCAAUGAAGAUGCUUGCUUGCUGACACAGAAGAGCUAGCUAAAAUUGCACCAUCUGCAUGAUCUUCUGGGAAAGGUUCAUCCUUUCUUCCCUCACCACUACCAACUGUCUGCUUUGGAACUCACAGUGUACCUGUCUAUAAGUAGGCCUAACCUGUCCCUUGUUUAUAAGGUUUUAGCAUUUGAUGUAGUCCAAGUUCCUGCCCCUUGUCACAUUGUCUUAUCAUUCAAUAAAUCAAGACAAAAAGCAGAACGGAUAAAGAAUUUCCCUCUCAGAGACCUCUCCCUCUCUGCAAGUAAGGUGUCGCCUUAUUUACCACCUAUCCAUCCGUCAUCACCACCUAUCCCCUGUAUAGCUUGGAACAGAGAGUUUUACCUCACUCUUUCACAUAUUUUCUUCAAGUCCAGUUUGGAAAAAAACUCCCUCUUUUGUUCAAAGUCAAUCUCAUGAAUGCACUUAUAUGCCAUUAGAAAAUCGUCUUGAACCUGGCAUCCUUGAUCAAUACGCUUUAGUUUCUGCUAGUCAGCACAUGUUAGCAUCCCUUUUAACCUGAAGGUCAGAAUAAGUGUGAUGAUCUUAUGUACACCAUUCAUUAAGCUAUUGGACCUAUAGUCAUUCUUCUAGCACCAUCUUUCCUUGGGAUCAACUCCAACGAUAUUUUCCAUUCUGCCUUAAAAAGGAGUCUUCCCCUCUUGGAACUCUUGCACAGCUUGCAUCAGACCGUAUUUAACCAAUUCUCUUAUGGUUCCUGAAAGUAUAACAGAAGGAAGCCAUCCGGUGCUAGAACCUUGUACUGAAAGUAAAAAAUAUGGUUGCUCUCAGCUUCUUCUGUGAAAGGUCUUGCAACUCUUUGGCCUUCUUUGAGAUCCUGCAUGCAAAAAUCCUCUGUACCGGAUUGGCUCUACCCGGCCUCAGUGAACAAAUGAGCAUAUUAGUUGCAAAUAUGCUGGAUGAUAUCUUCUCCGGUGAUCUGUUUCUCCCCCUCUAACAGAAAGCAAAUGGCGUUCCUCUUCCCUAACACCACCUUGUAAAAAUAUGUUGUGUUGUUUUCUUCUUCUUGCAGCCAGAAAUCCCUUACUCUUUAUGGCCAAUAAUGUUCUUCCUUGGAAAGGGCAACCCUCCACUUCUCUUUUAAUCACUCUUUCUAUCCAAUAUGUCAUCAUCAUCAAUCAUAUGAGCUUCUUUAAGGGCAGCCAAUCCCUCUGUUCCCUGAAGAACCUUGUCCUUGUUAUCCUUUCUGCAUCGGUCUUGCGACUCCCUCAUUCAGACAUAUCAUGAACCAACCAUUUCAGCUCCUUAUCAAAGUUGUCAUUGGCACGAGCCACAAAUAAUACUGGUUCAAUACCUCUGAAGGUAUUUGUAGUAGUCUUCCCAACAUAGUCACUAUUUCUUAAAUCGAAAUAUAUGCCUAAUUUGAUACUCUCAGCUAGUUUUCAGUGAAGUAGACUUAUGAUCAGAGAGCGAUCUGAAUAUCUAUAUACAGACAUCUGCCAAUGUAUGGCGGUGCACCUCCCACUCAACUGAGAUAAGGAACCUAUUCAGCCUGGAGGAAGAGGGUUUUGCUCUAACAUUAGACCAGGUUGUAGAAUGGUAGUCCUCAAUUUGGUGUGCUGGAGAUCCCGCAACACAUUUGGAGAGGAAGAAAAACCUUUAUUGAAAGAAUAACAAAAAACCGUUUUACAAGACAGACGGGGUCCAGUAUUUAUACUAGACCCUUAAGAGUACAUGAUUACAAGUAUUCAGGGUAUAUAUUGCCAAUAUGAAAGUACAUGGUUUAUUUAUAAAAUCCUCACGACAACACAGGUAAAUGCAACAUUGCGGCUGCAUAUCGAAGUGAAAAUUGCAAUAUCUAUAAAUCAGCAAGCCCUCACUCUCCCUCUCUCUGUCUCUCUCUCUCUCUCCAUUUUAUAUCUUGUCUCCCUUACCCUUUCCUCAAUGUUCAAUGAAGCAUUGAAAUCCCUCCCUGUACCAAGUGCUCUCAAAUAUCACUCUUUUCUUUCCUACAAAGAGGGCCAUAAGUUCCGAUAAAAUCCCAGAGUCUUAGAGUACUACACAGCAUCGGACACAGUCUCACAUGACAUCAACAAUGAUUUUAGGUGACCAUUUCUAUUUUCUGUUGUUUUUUUUUCAUUAGUUAUGUUUGUUAAUCCUCCGAUAUGGAUAUCUAUACAUAUUACAAAUACUAGAGAACAAUGAAAUGCAAAAAAGAAAUAACAGAAAACAUGCUAAAGAUCAUACAAGGAAUAUACUAUCAUCCUUUUGUCCUGAAUUUUUUUUCUUAAGUCAAUUAUGGAUUUCAUCUACAUGAAGGAACUGUGAUAACAUCUUAGAGUCAAAUCAUUGUCCUUACGAGGAUCUUCAUCUUCUAAUCUUCCAAUGUUGAGUAGAAUUGAUGAACUAAUUCAGUUUCACUCAUGUUCCCUCUUUCUCCCAAGGAAAAAAUAGAAAGCUGAGAAAUUUCACUCUUGUUGAACUUAAGUCACAGAUUGUGGUUGCAUUAGAGUUGAUAUAUGUAUCUGUGAUCGUUGUGUUGAAGCAACACCAGAAAGGUCAUUAUCUUAAUUUUUUGGUCGUCAUUUUUUCGAACAAGAUUAUCUCAUCUAUAAAAUAAAGAUGAAUGAGAGAGAAAUUACUCCUAAAAAAAUGAAUACUUUCAAUCAUCUCUUCAUCAGAGAUUUUCUCCAAACUGAGCUGAUGCUUUCCCCCUCAAAUAAGAUGUGAGAUAAGUGGUCUCCAUGUCUCAAACUGCUGGAACUCGUAUAAUAUGCAAGUGGAUAGGUGUUAAUCAGAGAAGAAAAUUCUGUCGAGAAUUUUCUCAUAAAAUUAACGUGGAUAGGUCUCCAUGUCUUUAUAAAAUUAACGUAACAGUGUUGGAUCCCAUAAAAUAUUGACCAAUCGACAUAAGUCGAGCUAUUUCUUCCAUCGUUUUUCUCAAAUAAAAUUGAAAUGAAUUACUGCAUAAGUAGUUAAGUUAGUGAGCUUAUUACCUUCUAGUGUAUUUUUGCAUUGAUUAUGUCGUUAUGAUAGUUGGUGAAUGCUGUACAAAUAUUUCUGUUUAGUGCACGUCCUUUUUUCAAAACAUUUUUACAUUUUUUGUUGUUGUCCGCAGGUCAAAGUUAAGAAGAGAGGAGAUGAUACCAAAUUUCCAGCCAAGGUAUCUUAAACUCCUAUUAUGUAUAUUUUUAAGGAUUUUUUUUUGUUUAUUAGGUCUUACAACCUUCAUCAGUUCACUGAGUUUAAUAUUUAUAAGUGAAUAUUUAUAAUUUAUUUCCAGACAUUUAUUUGAUUGGGAAUUAGCUUCAUUUAUUCUCCAUUUUGGUGAAACUUAAUUUUUCAUCUCGAAGGGUGGAGGAACCUUAGUUUUCAAUCCAUUUCUGAAUUCGCGUUUUUUGCUUCAAAAAAGAACAAGUCUUUGUUGCAAAUUUGCUGGCUGGGUGUGCUUGCCAGGGCAGUUGUUAAUGUUGAUUUCAGCCAAAGAGAGGCAUCCCAAAUUUCAUGAAGUCCGCUCAUCCUGACUCUAACGUUAAUGUGAGAGGCCAAAUUGGACUGGAUGUCUAGCUGACCCCAUAUGAAGAUUCACCUGUCACUGUCUAGUCAGAAAUAAAAGUUUUUCAUUGGCUGUAUUUUGUGGUUUACAUUGGUCUGACGUCUCUGCAAUAUUAUGUCGGUAUGCUAUUUCUUUGUCAUUGUUGAAAGUCAUUUUGGCACAAUGCAAAUACACUUUAAGUUCUUUUUAUUCCAACCCUUCCCAACAGAGGAGACUCCACAUUGAUUGAAUUUUCCAAGCUUGAAAACGAGCAUUCGUGUUUUUUAAAAUAGCAUUUCCUUCAUUUUAGACUUAAGUGUGGCUCAUAGAUGUUUCAUCAAUAUUAUCAUUCAGUUUCUUUCCAGCACUUUUAUCUCAGUAUAUAUUUCAGAUACGAGACCAUGAUUUAUCAACUUACCUAGGUUCAUAAAUGUUGGAUAACAAUCAGGCAACUUCUGGAUUUGUUUCAGAUAUCGCUUGCUUCACUCUGCAAGGAAUAAUUUAUUCACUAUGCAUUGAUACUGUGGCUAACUACUUGCUCAGUUAUCUGUUUUAUAGGUUUUAGCUAGAGGUGUUGAAUGUGAUCUUGCAUUGCUGUCAGUUGAUAGUGAGGAAUUCUGGAAAGAUGUUGAACCACUUCGAUUUGGUCGUUUGCCUUGCCUUCAGGUUAUCUCCUCUUUCCUAAAGUUUCAGAUUAUAUGUUUAUUAUCUAUGGUUUUAUGACUGUGAGUCGCAUGUCUCUUUAAAAGUUAUUGAUCUCCCACUCUGGCACUUGUUUGAACUAUAGGAGUGCCAAAUGAUGUUGUACGUUCUUGUGCUAGUUAGGUCUGCCAUCUUGAUUGUCUCCGAUCCGGAAAAGAGCAAAAAGAUAGUAUUCCAUAAGUUGGGCUUUUUUGUAUUAAACUCUCCUUUUGCCACCUCACAACACCAGAUAUGAAAGGUCUUUCAGGUCUUACCAUUAAUAUUUGCUUAAUAUCAUUUUGAAUGUGCCGGUCUGUGAAAAGAGGGAGAGAGUAUUAGAGGGCAUCCUAUUAACCUGACAAGAGCUAAAGGCACCUGUAGCAAAAGGAGGCAUAAUGGAUAGGGAAAAAAAUAAUUUAAACACAGUACAGGGUCGUCUAGUUCUUGCCUCAAGGGAGUAGGUGAUGCAACUGUAUUCGCUAGUUUUGUGUUCUGAUACCAAUGCAUUCGUCUUGGUGUUGGUCUCUUUACGUGCACAUCAACCUCCCUCUACUUGAGGUCAAAAAAUCUUUUUAAUAAAACAAGUAGUUUCUCUCUGUGGAUAAUAAAUGUUAUGAUUAUCACUCUCACGUCUUCUUAGUCAAUUUACACCGGCUGACCUCCCUAAAAGAACCAGGAGGCUGAUGAGUCAUGUCUUGUACUUUAUUAACUAAUUUUGACAAAUUGUCAUAUGGGCAUGAGGAUAGUACUUCCUCAUUUUAAAUCUUUGGUUUAUUCCAUUUGCUUCAACAUGUGAGAAUCUAAUGCACGUGAUAGUGUCUGUGUUAAUUACAAAUGCGAUGAAUGUGUUGAUUUCCUCGAAAGUAAACAUUUUUUCUAUUGAAUUUACAGGACUCGGUUACUGUUGUAGGGUAUCCCCUUGGAGGAGACACCAUAUCUGUCACAAAGGGUGUUGUUUCACGGAUUGAGGUUUGAUUGAAGAAUUAAACUCUGUGGCCUAUAUUUUCAAUGAUUACUUUUUGUUAUUCAAAUGCUAUCUGCCUCUCGCUGUUAUCAGACGCUGUGGUUACUUUUUGUUCAGACAUUUGAUAAUAUUGUUAGGAACAUUGUGAAUGGGGAAAAUUGGAGAGCUACGCCUCCUUUGAAAUGACCAUAUAUGUAGAUAAGUAGAGAAGCCCAAAGAAGAGCAAAGACAGAAAGGAAAAUACGAAAAUGACCGUACAAGGAAUACAGUAUCCUCUCUUAACACCCCCUCUCAAACUCAUGGGAGAUCAUGCAUCAUGAGCUUGCCAAUAAGCUCUUUGAACCAUGGUCUCGUCUGAGACAUGGUAAAUAAGUCUGCGAGUUGAUUUGAAGAGGACAUAUGAGAAAGGGACAGUACCAGAGAAGUACUGUCGGCAGAUGAAUUAUAGUCGUUCUCUAUUUAUUUGUCUUGUACUCUCACUCAAGAUUUGAUUACUGACUAUCUGAAGAGCAUUCCGAUUAUCACAAAAGAGAGGCAACUGAUGAAUAGUCACAACAGCAAUUAGAGAAGUCAAGCCUUGUAACUAUCAACACAGCAUUUAUUUGUUUCUGAUCUUACGAUUCCAAAAUGCCCCAAAACAAAGAUGUAAAGAAACGAAUGUUCUAAAAGAGAGUUAGAUGAUGAGAAAGGUGAAGAUGAAGAUCCAUGAGCCAUAGCAACGGUACUAAUGAUGUUUCAAGUUAAUCACCCAAGCUUGUUGGGAUCUCCCCGUUACCAAGCAUCUACGAACUCAGUUGUCCCUCGUUAUCUGCAGAACUAAUAAACACAAACAUAACCAUCUAGUUCGGUGGAAAAGUUCUUGCAUGCAUGAGGAGGUAAAAAGAAACUGAAGGAUUACUGAUCAAUGGAAACGGACUAUUGAAGUUGGCCUUGACUAUUUUAUCUUAACAUAAUGGAAAUAUACAUAGAAAACAACCAAAGAGUUACAUGUGGAUGUAGGGGUAGAUCUCUUAGAAAUAAUUAUUAUUGAUGAAAAGUUUAAUCCACAACAGGAAGCAGACAGCAGGAAUUUUGCUACAAUUUUAUUUAUAGAUUAUUUUUUAGAUCCUUAUUCACUUUUACGGCUCAUAUAUUUGAUAUACCAUCGACUAAUGAAUGAGAAACUAUAGUUGUUGUCACACGCAGUUUUUGACAAAUUAUUCUUUUCGUCGAUAAAAUUUAUUCCAUGGCUAUCAGCUUGUUUCUUUCUUAACAGGUUACCUCGUAUGCUCAUGGUACAUCUGAUUUGCUUGGGAUUCAAAUUGAUGCUGCAAUAAACCCUGGUUAGUGAGCUCUGUUGUGAAAUUGUUUCCAGGAUAUUCGUUCGGGUUUCUAGUUAAGUUGGUCAGAAAUUUCUUUCUUGAAGAUUGCCCUCUCAACUCUUGUUUUGUUUAUACUGUAAAAAACUUGUAUUCUUUCAGGAAAUAGUGGCGGUCCUGCAUUUAAUGACCAGGGGGAGUGCAUUGGUGUAGCAUUUCAGGUAUAUGCCUUCAAUCUCUGGAGGAUACCAUACUCUUUUAUUUGCCCAUUGGAAUGGCACGGUGAACUGCUUACCUUGAUCCCAUUGUCUUUCUUGGUAUUUUCUUUAUGGUCUCAUAUUAAAAUUUAUAUUUUUAAACAAAAAAAUAUCAUUGCCAUUUCCAAGGACAUAGGAAAAGGGCCUGUUCAUUUAUUCACUCCUGAAGGAUGAAAAAGUAACUUCAUUCUAAAAAGUUCCUAUUGAUUAGGAAGCCAAUAGUUGAAUGAUGGCAAUAAGCAUGCUUAUUUCUCAUGGUUAUUUCAAUAGGAUACUUUAUAGCACUCAGGCAAUAGUUAAAAGAUACUUGCCGAAGGUGUAUAUUGGCUAACUCCUUGGCAGAUAACAUAGAAGUUCAUCGAUAAGUUAAUAUAUCACCAAACAUGAAUCUUGAAGAAUUUGGAGGGCUGUUGUCCUUUGAUUGCUUUUCUGUUGCUUCUUACCACUAUGGCUUCCUUAUAAGCCUAGAAUAAAAGUUUUAUCGUUGAAAAAAUCAUACGUAGCUCAAAAUAUAGUCAUAAAUCUGUUUUAGAUGCCCUAUUGCUGUUCCUAAUAUUUUUCUAAUUUUUCCGUUUGUACACUGGAAUCACUUUAGUGCGUAAUCAUGUUAUGGUUACAAUUAUUUAACUAAAGCAUUAGUCUAUCAGCAAUGUUUCGAUUCUAAGGUCACUUAUGGUCAACUAUGCCAUGAUUGAAUAUAUGAACCUAUUAACAAAAUUUAAUCUCAACGUUUACCUUUUCAUGAUAUGAAUUAACGCCAGACGAUUGGCAGCAGUUGAACCAUAGACCAGUCAUUUGUAUUCAUCUCUCUUUUCGGUGUUGUAAACAUUGAAAAUUUAUCAAUGAAUCUGCGAUAAAGCUUUGUUGUGAUCAACACAGAAAGAAGAAAGAACAAAGGAGAGGAUUAUAAGCUCUCAGGAAACCUUUUUACGAAGACAAUUGCUAAGGUGUUUAGAAAUAUAGCGAACCCAAUCAUACAAAGUUUUCUGUAGCUGAAAUUACUCAUGAUCGACUUUAAAAGUCUCCAGGAGGCCUGUCUGAAGCCUCUUCUUCAGUGGGAAGAUAUUUACAGAGCUGAAGAGAGUAUUUACAGGCUUUCCAGGAAAUCUUUUUCGUAAAGCUACCCCUUUUGGUCUUAGGAAACAUAUGAGUGAGCGGUAUAAAGUCUCCUAUUGCGGAAAUACCUCCAAUGGAAGGUUUUCUUGUUAAAACGUUAACUGGAAAUGUUUUGACUCUUAAUGGAAAUUGGUGGGAGGGAGCCAUCCUGCUGAGGGGCUGCCAUAUGGCAGCCUGCUGAUGUGGUGCUGUUGUGCAUCCAUUAUUUUUGUGAUAUGACUGCUAGAUCACUAACCAUUAUGUCUCAGGAAAGGACUUCUUUCAUAUCCCUAAUUGAUUAUACUGUAUUAUUUGAUUUAGUAGUAUUCAUUUUGUUGAAUGAUGCAAAAGUGCCUACUCCUGGAUGACUAAAGGUUAGAAAGAGACCGUUUUUAAUCAUAUAUUUUGUAAUUUUUUGUGCGAGUCACAUUUUCUGGAUGAAGGGUGCAUGGCUUGUCACUGUUUGUUUUUCUACUGCUUUUGGUAUUUACCUUAACUUAGGAGCGUUUGGUUUUUGUUAAACUGUAUGACAUUCUGAACUCAUUAAUAUUCUCUUUGCUCAAAAUAUGAAAAAUAUGUGACUAGUUUAUUCUUUUGGGAAUGAAUCAGGACAUUUUGAGGUUGAUACGUUUUUAAUUACAAUAUCUUGUUUAGGUACUGAGGUCCGAUGAAGCUGAAAACAUUGGAUAUGUAAUUCCCACAACUGUUGUCUCUCAUUUCUUAAAUGACUAUGAAAGAAACGGAAAGUAUACUGGUGGGUGUCAUUCUUCUUUUCAAUUGAAAUAAUCAUUGUAUCCACAGGCUGUAAAAUGUUCUGCAUUCUUACCUAGGGUGAAUAAAAUGUUUUCUGCAUUCUCACCUGCAAAAAAUGGACAAUAUAACUAUAAAAUAGAAAUUUAUAUUUCAACUGUGUUAACCUGACUUUUUUAGUUAGCAUCAAGCUGAGUAACCAUGAUUAAUUGUGUCUGUCACCUAUUCAAGCACUCCCUCUUCCGCAUGCUAAGAUAGUAAUCUAUCUUAUGGAAUGUAUUGUCCUUGCCAUCAUAUCGUUGAAGUCUUUUUUAAAUGCUUCGGUGAAUUCACAUAUGAAAAUGCUUUGCCUACUGAAUCACUUUCUCAACGAAAACUACAUAUUAAAUUCGAGAAGAAAAUGUUCUUUUUUUAUUCCCACAUCAGCAUUACUUUAAAAGCAAAACCGGACUCUAGCACAAAUGUGUUCUUUUUGGCUUGUAUCAAGGAAACUUAGUACGUGUUGAUUCACGUGUUUUUCUCCCUCUCAUGAUGAUAUUUUAUGUCAAAGCAUUAUUUUGAUAAUCAGGCUAGCCGUGUAACUGGUUAGGUUCGAAUUCUGUUAUGUAGUGGCCUAACUAUCUGAAACUGAUAAAAACUUGAUGAAAUUGGACCAAACCAUCCACUGGCUCUUUUCGGUCUGCUGUCUGCAAAGGAAUGGAUUAUUAAACAAUUUUUUUCAGGAAUCAGGGUGAAUGGGACGUUUGCCCUGGGUUUAUGUUAGGUUGUAUGCACUGUGUAUGAGUCUAACCAAGGGCUUUUGUGGAGAAUGGUGGGAUCAACCUUUACUGUGGUGGAUUAUCCUUGAAAAUCAAGAGAUGGAAUAUCCUUGAAGGACAUAAGCUGCUAUAUACUUACUAGAUCAAUGUUGUGGUGCAUUGAGACUUCUGAACGAUAGGACAAAUAGAGCAUUGACAAUGAUGAGAAAAUGAAAAAAAUGGAUUAAGAUUAUUUCAAUACAGGCAGCAACAAGUGAAGGCUUGUCUGAACAUUGAGCGUAGUGGAUCACAAAACUCUGAAACUCAUGUAAGCCUGUAAUCACAAAACAUUGAGAGUCGUGGGGAAUAUGGUGCACUGAGGGAAAUAUGUUGGGAAGCAACCCAAAACGUGUAACGUGGGAAUUAAUAAAUGUGUCGUUUAAUAAACGUGUAACCCAAAGAAUGGGAUGAAUAGUGUCCUCCAAAAUGUGUCGUUUAAUAAAUUUGGGGAUACCAUUUUUUGUUUUGAUUUUCUUAUUUGCAUUCUUGUCCUUGUUAUUCUUCGUAGUUCUGCUGAAACUUCCUCUUGUUUUUCUUCUUAUUCUGUUUCUCUUCUGGUUGCGAGAAGGUAGGGCAUAAAGGGUUGCUUUGGCUGAAAUUGGUCCAUAUACGUUUUUCUUUUACGUUUGUACAUAUUCAGAGAGGUAGCAGAUCCCCUUUGGAGCCAAAUUGGAGACUCACUUGCCUAUAUAAUCUGAUUUGACUCACCUUGAUUAAAAGUGAUGUAAACUUUGUAUUUUUAUCAUUUUUGACUCCCCAGUUGAGGCUGCUAAAUCCUCUUGAUUGUUAUUGACAAAAGGAUAUUAAAGAGAAUAGUGUGGAGAAGAGGAAACGAAAUUUAUAACAGGCUAGCAGGCUGAUGCCAAGGGCAACGUAAAUAUGAAAAGCCUUGUUGCAUAUUCCUCAGUAUUCUCACAUGAGCGUAGAGGCUCGAGAAACAGCAAAGCAGUUACGUAAAAUUACAGCUAUCUUUUGUUUCUAAUUUCCUUCCUCCCCGCCUCAAGUCUCCCCUUUUGUUCUUGUCUCUUCAUUUGAAAUCUCUUGAAUCUAGAUGGUCCUUUGAUGUGAAGGCUUGUGGGGAGGAAAAAUAUUUUGACAGUGUUGGCUAACUCAUUAUUUUCGGCAAAGGGAAAAGUGCUAGGCAACAUCAUCCAUUGUUGACCUGAUGAGAACUUGUAAAAAUGGGGAAGAACUGCAACACUCUGUUUACGCAGAGAUGGCUUAGAUACAGUUUUCAUGCUAGAGUAUAAUCUGGACAUGAGAUAAGGUGAUAUCUAAAAACUGGAUAUGGCAAGUAAAAAUACGUAUAAGGAGUCAUUUACGUAAUGAUCUUUUGGUGGUUUUUAAUCAAUUAAUUGGAAGGGAUUCAAGUACAAAUGACUCGGAUUUCUAAAGGACGGGUUGAUAUCACACUGGUGGAUCUUAAGAUCGGCUCUGCUGGAAAUAACCUGAUGUCCUUCCUCAUCAUUUCUCCUUUGACAUGCUGUAAGUGCUUCCACAGUCAACACAAUUAGCAACAACUAUAUAGUUUUUAGUAGUUAAUACCAAUCAUUUUAUUCCCGGCUCACAUAUUAUUGCACUUUUCUCAAGUUGUCAGCUUUCUUAACUUUAUUACAUGUAUGUUUUUUUGUCAACUUCAUUUGCCCAAGUUUUUGUGAUUGACUGGGUAAGUUAUAAAAGGUUCUUAUUAUCUACUUUUAAAUUGAAUUUUAUAUUAGUGUCCACUGGUUGGGUACCUCUUAUAGCCUGUGUAUUCCAGUCAUAUUACUCAAUUCCUGUUCUACCCACUUUCUCAGAAACAUCUGCAUACUUUGAAGCGAUUUCUUGAGGAUUUUUGUAAACAACGUUGUGAUUUCAUUUUCGUUUAUUUACAGGAUUUCCUUGCCUUGGUGUCCUGCUUCAAAAGUUAGAGAACCCAGCAUUGCGCGCAUGCUUAAAAGUACAAUCAAAUGAGGUAUGAUGCUUAAUAUGAAAACCUGUUAGCAAGUUAGAUCCAUCAAGUAAUUCCAGUGUCCUUAAUGGUACCUAUAUAAGGACGUCUGUCGUACAACUGCACUUUUUUGGGAAUGUUGCAAAUACCACAUCUCUUGAGAAAAUACACACACACACAAACCAACAGGUACAGAUACAUUUAAUUGGUUGAUCCAUCUUAUGAUCCACUGGAAGAUCUGUGAUAGGAGUCCUAACAAUCUCUAACCCUUCAUCUCCUUCCCAAUAACGCUUUAGUUAAAAGUAUUCAUUUCUAACGUCUAUUGUACCGUAAGGAACUGCUAAAAAAUUGCUGGGAAAUGACCCUGCCCCAGCCCCUAAUAAAUUUGAAACCUCUUCGGCAUGUGAUCAUUCAUGACUACGUCCUGUUGUUGAUUUCUUCAAAAAUAUCACUCUGUUCAGCAUGACACAUAUGAUGGAGUUAAGCACCUCACAAUUGGACUGUGCUGAACCCUGAAAUCAAUCCCUUAUUGGAUCUACCCCCUUAAUAUGUUUGGUACUGUGCCCCCCUCGUCCUUUAAGGUGAAGUUAAUUUUAUGGAGACCCACAAACCUGAAACUUUAUGCUAGAUUCAACAUCUGAGAUCUUCUAAACGCAGCCAACAUCGUCUCUGACAGGGGAAUCCUGGAGUUUCUUUUCAAAGCUUUACUUGAAACUAGAGUUGAAAACUAUAAGGACUUGAUCACAUAUUGCAUUAGCCAUUUGCUUCCACUGCUUCACGUUACUUGAGAAUAGGAUGCUAUGGAGUUUCAGAGUUUUCUUCACUAUGAAUAAUCAUAUGUUCAUUACAUCGGAUGAAUUGGUGGAUGUCAUGCAUUAAUGCAUUCUUCUUGUCCAUUUUAUCGGAUCCGAACCAGAAGAAUCGUGUAGCUAUGUUACUCUCAGAAUUAGCACUAGCUCUGAUUUUAUUUUUUUUUCAUUGUGGGGGUGGGGUGGGGUAGGGAUCGGAUGAAUCGGUGGAUAUCGUGCAUUCUUCUUGUCCAUUUCAUUGGAUGCAUACCGGAAGAAUAGUGUACCUGUGGCACUCUCAGAAUCAGCACUAGCUCUGAUUUUUCUUUUCAUUGUGUGUUGUGUGUGGGGGGGAGUUGGGGGAUCGGAUCACCUAUUGACUAUUUGGAAAACCAUCGAGUAAAACCAAAUUAGGCCUGAAAUUAGCUGGUUUUCUGCCUCGUAUGACCCAAACUUGAAUCGGAUGGUGUCUGGUUACGUAGUUUCUAUGAAAGAAAGAAAAUGAAGUGCGGCUUGCUAGUGAAGGGUCGCAAGAGGGAGGUGCAGCAGAAGUACAAGGGAAGUGGAAAAAGUUCCAAAUCCUAUGGGCUCCGCAGCCCCCAGUCCACCAUCUGUAAGAAAGGAAUCACCGUCGUUUAGCGAGGGAAUGUUUCGGGGAGGGGGUGCAAAGAAUACUUUAUAACUUACAUCACAAUCCUCAUUACUCCGCCGACAGAUCUCUCCAUAAGUCUGUAUUGUUCCCGUAGUGAAGUUCCUUAUGGCACUCGAGAGUGAAAAGGUCGACCAAAAGUUUGUUUCCUCUCAAACUAUAAAUGUUGUACACAUUCUAUAAAUCCUUGUUUUCAUUUUUUGACAAUAAUUUGUGCUUUUUGCUUUGGUUCUGUUGUGCGACAGAUUGAACUGAUAUGCCAUUAGCUUCAGCCCUUUUAGGCAUUUUUAUGUUAGAUUUCGUAUAUAUUUUCAUAAGUCUGAUAUGAUUCUCUAUGGGAGGAUCGAAUCUGAACACAACAGGAGGGACAAAAUGCUUGUAUUGAACUCAUGGACUCUCGUCAGUGACGAGAGACAAAACGAUGGAAUGAACAGUCCCUUCAGAUAACAGAGACGAGAAGGGAAAGAAGAGGAACAUAAGAGUAAAGUAUGGGAACAAUGUUCGCGAGGGUUCCCCGCCUCUCCAGAAUACGAUCUUCCUCCCGUAGACCCCCUCUUCUCGUGCUGUAUUUAUAACCCCUCUCACACAUGACUUUUUCUUACGCAUUCUGUAGGUCAGUAGUGGGGUUGUAUCAAAAUUAUGCAUUUCUCUUUUCCUGACCUCAAAAAUAGUUGCAUCCUUGCAUUGUUCCAGUGUUCCCAUCUUUGGGAGUCGAGGCAUUGGUUAACAUUGCAAUUGGAUCUUCUCUGCCAUAUCCCAGGACAGACUUUUUCUUUCUUUCUACUUUUUUCGCUCUUCCUCUGUCUGUUUCAUCUCAUCUAUCAUGAAAGCCACAUAGUUACUUUAUGUUGAAAUGGAGAAUUUCCAAUUACAUUGGUUUUUCCCGUGAUAUUCAAGUACUCUUUUGUGCUUCUGUUUGAAAAUCUACGAUUUUACUCAUAUCCUAUAAACCAUCGGAAAUCUGGUUUAGAAGAUUGAGACUAUGUUCUAACUGAACUUCUCGACAUAUGACUUUAGUAGGUAAGUUAUUAAUCAUCUAAAUAACUUAUUGGGAAAAUUUUCACUUUAUUAUCUAAAGGAGAAUAUCAAUUGAAUUUCAAUCUGUUUUAUCGUAUGCUACUUCAACAAUCCAUAGUAUCUGCCGUCUAAAGUUUUCAUGAUUUUCGGUUGAUUUAUCAUUUGUUUAAUUUUCCAUGAUCCACAGGGUGUUCUAGUCCGGAGAGUUGAACCUACGUCUGCUGCAAAUAAUAUUUUAAAAGAGGUAUCGAACUCAGGAAUCACUACCUUUCAGUCAUCUACAGUAGGCUGAAUUUUCCGUUUCUUUUUUCCUCUGUUUUUCAAUUUGAUGUGCAUCAACUUCUGGGGAGACAAAUUUAUGAUUUCCGUGAUGAGUUAUUUCAUGAGCUAAGAGGGGAUGUAAAUUGGAGUGCAUCUGGUUUGUGUGACGCCAGAGGGAAGGUACCAUGUCAAAAUUGUAAAAAAGUAUGAAAUUUCAUUAUAAUGUCGUAAAGGACAAAAGUUUAUUAGAUGCGUGGCCGAACAAUACCUCUAUAGAAAGGUAUCCCCCCUGUAGAAAUAUACAUUUACUAAUUGCAUAGUCUUAUCAAACUGAACAGAAAAUAUCCUUCCAAAUUUAUUAGAUGAUUGAGCAAACGGUCUCUCUGUAGAAAUGUACAUAUUAAUUGCAUUGUCUCAUUAAACUGACCAUAAAAUGAUCAUGUGAAGUGAUCGGAGCAUCUUCAUUGUCAUUAAGAUAUUUUUCAUUCUGUUACAUAUGAGAUUCAUCCUAUCAGCAAGCUUUUUUGCUUUGCAUCUUUACGUUUUAACCUUUUUCUCUUCAUUGAUCCUGUUGAAGUUCAUUAGCUCUUGCUUGUCUGGUCCUGAUGUUUAUUAAUUUCUUGAUUCCCGGUUACCAAUGCUUGAUGUUUUCUCGUUCUGUCCAUUUCUUUAUGUGAUGUGAUCAAAAUGUAAAACGAUAAAAAAAGGGUAUCAAGGGAUUUGCACUGUUCCACUAAUUUGUUUGAAUUUGAUAGUCAUUCCCUUCCAGAUUGUUCAUGGAAUUUAAAAGUUCUUCGUGUAAACUUUUUUGUUUGAACAUCUUUUCUUUUGGCUCUGACGUUUUGGCACUUAUCUCUUAGCUCUAAAAUAAUAAUGAAUAUUUAUUCUGUCAAGGUUUCAUUUUCUAUUGAAAUAGCCCAUCAGAUGUUUUGCCUUUGCAGGGGGACGUGAUAGUGAGCUUUGAUGGUGUCCAAAUAGGGUGUGAAGGAACUGUUCCAUUUCGGUCCACAGAACGUAUCGCAUUCCGCUACCUUAUAAGUCAGAAGUAAUUAAAAUAUACUCGUCCCGAUGUUUCCUUCUCUCACAGUUUAUGUACUUUCUUAGUAUUUAAGGUUUUCUUUUAUAUAGUUCUGCAGAUCCUCUCUUGCCACGUCUCUUGGUAUGCCUUAAAUAAUCAAUUAAAUUAACUCUGACCAUUGCUAAACCUUUCUUUACAUUUUUAAUGCCAUAUUUUUUGUCAUACCGGUUCUCAAUCUUUCUACAUUUCCUUUUCUAGCAUUCCUGAUCUUUCUCUGAAAAUACUUUCCCACACUUCCUCUAAUUUAUUAACUUUGUACUCUGGAAUCCAUUUCAUUGACCAAUAGUGCUGCUUUUCCCUCCAAUCCUCAGGUUUGCUGGUGAUGUGGCUGACCUUGGCAUCAUCAGAGACGGGGUUCACUUGAAAGUUCAAACAACUGUAAACCCACGUGUGCUUUUGGUGAGCAUCUAGUUCAAUAUCCCAUGUCACCAUUGAUAAAAAAAGAGAAAAAUCAUUAAUAGAAUUCUCUCGUUUGUUAGCCUUCCUCCUGAUGCCUCCCCACAUUUAUGCAGGUCCCCUAUCAUAUUGAAGGAGGACAACCUUCAUAUCUGAUUGUCGCUGGGCUAGUGUUCACUCCUCUUUCAGAACCACUGAUCGAGUAAGCAUUAUUUAUGAUUUUUAUGCUGAAUUUGCAUGACGAGAUGGCUCAUUAGUUUUCAUUUCAAAUGACAGUGAGGAGUGCGAAGACACCAUGGGGGUAAGUUGAUGAUAUAUACGCAUCUGUAUUCCAUGCCUACUGCUCUUCAGACUGUACCUUCUUCUGUGGGAAGAUUAAUGAUGAGAGAUGAUAUUUUUCCAGUUGAAAUUAUUGGCAAAAGCACGAUAUUCGCUUGCGAAAUUCGAGGGAGAAGAAAUUGUGAUCUUAUCACAGGUCAGCUGAUGACCACCCUGCUGUUUUAAUUCUGCUCGCUCGCUCAAGGAAUUUGGAAAAUCAGGAGGUCUUUUAUCUCUGCACAAUGAAAACGGAAAAAAAGUUGAGGAUCUCUCAAGAGAAUAUAGCGUCACAUGAUAGAAUCAACUCUUAUUAGAGGAUGAACUUUGUUCUUAUUAUUUCAGAUGCUAUGAAAAUUGCAUAUAUGAAGAGGUUGCCGCAUGGAGAACACUAAUUAUUAUGAUCUUAUGCUCGUGUGAUACAUACAAUAAUAUUUAUUUACCCUUUACGACAAGGGAUUUUCAGCAACAUUCUAGAUUGAUAUAAUAUUUCACCUAAUUCCUUCUGCCAUUUUAUUCCAUUUAUCAUCGUAAGACUACAUUUGAAUCUGCUAAAAGUUCAGAAGAUGUCGUUCAAAGCCAUGGUUAUGUUAUUCUCUGUCAGAUGAGAUAAAUGCAUGGGGAGCUUUGUAUGCUUUUCAGGAUCAUUGAUGCCAUACUAUCUUGAAACGGCAUUUAUGCUUAUUUUUUAUCAUAAAAGAAAAAGAGCUGGAUGCUUCUCGUGAAACCAAAUUUUCUCAUGAAUAUGAGUUCUACUUCGGUUGAUGCCAUUCAACCUCUUUCUCUCAGGUCCUGGCAAAUGAAGUCAACAUUGGCUACGAGGAUAUGGGCAAUCAGCAGGUAGUUGGUCAACUCCACUCCUUUCUCAUGAUAGAUGUAUCAUAUAAUCGAUGGAAAUGAUCUAAUUGCUAUUUCCCCUCAUAGGUUCUAAAGUUCAAUGGAACUCGCAUAAAAAAUAUCAGACAUCUCGCCCAUCUUCUUGAUAGUAAGUAGCAGUGUACACUUUUGGGCGCAUUAGUUGACUUUCUUUCAUCCAAUAGACUCUCUCUCCUCCGGAUCUCAUCUCUCAUCACUUUUUUCUCUCUCUCUCUCUCUCUCUCUCUGUGCAGCCUGCAAGGAGAAGUAUCUGAUCUUUGAAUUCGAAGACAAUUUCCUUGUGGUUUUGGAACGGGAGGCAGCUGCCAAUUCUUCGUCCUGCAUUCUCAAGGACUACGGAAUUCCAUCCGAAAGAUCUGCCGAUCUACUGGAGCCAUAUGUGGAGUCAACGGACGAGGAGCAAGCGGCAGAAGUUGACAUUGGGGAGGUCCCCGUUUCAAACCUAGAGAUUGGGUUUGAUGGUCUCCUCUGGGCGUGA